Symbiodinium necroappetens is the source of this 1167-nucleotide messenger RNA. Lineage: Eukaryota; Dinophyceae; Suessiales; Symbiodiniaceae. The record is from the annotation of a GenBank genome assembly.
AUGGCUCAGUUCAGCGACGAUGCGUACAACACAAAGUUGCAGCCGGGAGCAGGGGCUGGGACGCUUAUUGGGAACUGGUUCGAGGAGCGCAUUCUCCGUGAUUCCUCGGGAGAGGGGCGAACUGUACCCCAGCGCCAUGUUCCUCGGUCUGGGCUACUCAAAGACUGGACCAAAGUGCCAACAGUGCCCAGGAAGGGCGAUGAUACCUUCGACCGAGUCUAUGGCCCCAAGAGCAGCUUGCAGUGGGAGGCUGCUUCUCACAUGAUCGGCAAGGGGGACGACUCCACCCCGACGAUCCUGCGCGAGGGCCCUCUGACAGUGGCAUUGAAAAGCGCGCACCACGACGGCGCGGAGACGGAGGUCCAGCAAGAGGAUGCCAUCGUCGAAGAAGUCAACCAUGCCAGGUACUUCGAAACUAGCACCGGCAUUGCGCAUCAGAAGCCGGAUUACACGGUUGCUGAAAAGGCCGACUGGGGGCUGAAGAGCUAUGCACAAGAAAUCAGGUGUGGCCCAGAGCCUGAUCAGAUGCCAGCCCUAGACAACGAAGGGCUCGAGGUACCCUUCCACGCGCACUACUCGGGUGUGGAGCAGAUCACCAACCAGAGGAUGUUCCUGGCAGACUCGGAAUUUAGGAACAACGUGAAGGCAUCAGCCGCAACCGGUGUGGGUGCGUUCCACCGCAACUCGGAGUUCACAAAGGGUUGUGACAAGUUCAUCCUGGGCGUGCACAAGGACGAGGCGCUGAAUGCCAUGUACACCGGGCUGAAGGACACCCAGCCGUUGAGGCAUCUUGGAGGCGAGCUUGCGCCGAACCACUUUGCCGGCAUCCCUUCGCUGGCAGCACUGAAAGCUACAAUCCAUCAGAAGGUGCAAGAGGUCUGGGGCCCCAUGGGCUAUGUGUCACUCCGCCAGCGGCUCUUCGACUUCUGUGAUCACGAAGGUUUCGUUCCGAAGGGCAACGUUGUGGCUGUGUUGAGGGAGCAGCUUGGUGUUACGGAGGAGGAGGUGCCAAGCAAGCCCCUGGAUGUCUGGCUGACGCAGCUGGUCACCAUGAAGAAGGACGAGCUCACAGCUUCGACCUUCAUGUCAUCCUUGCGCCCUGCGCUUCCGCAGAAGGAGCAGCAAUCGUCUCUCCCGACAGUCGUGAACAGUCAUGUUGAUUCCUGA